Procambarus clarkii (red swamp crayfish) is the source of this 2382-nucleotide messenger RNA. The record is from RefSeq and is a predicted model, not a curated record. Lineage: Eukaryota; Metazoa; Arthropoda; Malacostraca; Decapoda; Cambaridae.
AUGUAUAAGGCGCUCAACAAGAGCUCUCACAGGGGAGGUACUCACAGAGACAUCAAGAAGAAGAGAGGCGCUCAACAAGAGCUCUCACAAGGGCGGUACUCACAGAGACAGCAACGAGAAGAGAGGCGCUCAACAAGAGCUCUCACAAGGGAGGUACUCACAGAGACAGCAACAAGAAGAGAGGCGCUCAACAAGAGCUCUCACAAGGGCGGUACUCACAGAGACAGUAACAAGAAGAGAGGCGCUCAACAAGAGCUCUCACAAGGGAGGUACUCACAGAGACAUCAACAAGAAGAGAGGCGCUCAACAAGAGCUCUCACAAGGGAGGUACUCACAGAGACAGCAACAAGAAGAGAGGCGCUCAACAAGAGCUCUCACAAGGGAGGUACUCACAGAGACAGCAACAAGAAGAGAGGCGCUCAACAAGAGCUCUCACAAGGGCGGUACUCACAGAGACAGCAACAAGAAGAGAGGCGCUCAACAAGAGCUCUCACAAGGGAGGUACUCACAGAGACAUCAACAAGAAGAGAGGCGCUCAACAAGAGCUCUCACAAGGGAGGUACUCACAGAGACAGCAACAAGAAGAGAGGCGCUCAACAAGAGCUCUCACAAGGGAGGUACUCACAGAGACAGCAACAAGAAGAGAGGCGCUCAACAAGAGCUCUCACAAGGGCGGUACUCACAGAGACAGCAACAAGAAGAGAGGCGCUCAACAAGAGCUCUCACAAGGGAGGUACUCACAGAGACAGCAACAAGAAGAGAGGCGCUCAACAAGAGCUCUCACAAGGGAGGUACUCACAGAGACAGCAACAAGAAGAGAGGCGCUCAACAAGAGCUCCCACAAGGGAGGUACUCACAGAGACAGCAACAAGAAGAGAGGCGCUCAACAAGAGCUCCCACAAGGGAGGUACUCACAGAGACAGCAACAAGAAGAGAGGCGCUCAACAAGAGCUCCCACAAGGGAGGUACUCACAGAGACAGCAACAAGAAGAGAGGCGCUCAACAAGAGCUCCCACAAGGGAGGUACUUACAGAGACAGCAACAAGAAGAGAGGCGCUCAACAAGAGCUCGCACAAGGGAGGUACUCACAGAGACAUCAACAAAAAGAGAGGCGCUCAACAAGAGCUCUCACAAGGGAGGUACUCACAGAGACAGCAACAAGAAGAGAGGCGCUCAACAAGAGCUCUCACAAGGGCGGUACUUACAGAGACAGCAACAAGAAGAGAGGCGCUCAACAAGAGCUCUCACAAGGGAGGUACUCACAGAGACAGCAACAAGAAGAGAGGCGCUCAACAAGAGCUCUCACAAGGGAGGUACUCACAGAGACAGCAACAAGAAGAGAGGCGCUCAACAAGAGCUCCCACAAGGGAGGUACUUACAGAGACAGCAACAAGAAGAGAGGCGCUCAACAAGAGCUCGCACAAGGGAGGUACUCACAGAGACAUCAACAAAAAGAGAGGCGCUCAACAAGAGCUCCCACAAGGGAGGUACUUACAGAGACAGCAACAAGAAGAGAGGCGCUCAACAAGAGCUCGCACAAGGGAGGUACUCACAGAGACAUCAACAAAAAGAGAGGCGCUCAACAAGAGCUCUCACAAGGGAGGUACUCACAGAGACAGCAACAAGAAGAGAGGCGCUCAACAAGAGCUCUCACAAGGGCGGUACUUACAGAGACAGCAACAAGAAGAGAGGCGCUCAACAAGAGCUCCCACAAGGGAGGUACUCACAGAGACAUCAACAAGAAGAGAGGCGCUCAACAAGAGCUCUCACAGGGGAGGUACUCACAGAGACAGCAACAAGAAGAGAGGCGCUCAACAAGAGCUCUCACAAGGGAGGUACUCACAGAGACAUCAACAAGAAGAGAGGCGCUCAACAAGAGCUCCCACAAGGGAGGUACUCAUAGAGACAUCAACAAGAAGAGAGGCGCUCAACAAGAGCUCCCACAAGGGCGGUACUCACAGAGACUUCAACAAGAAGAGAGGCGCUCCACAAGAGCUCCCACAAGGGAGGUACUCACAGAGACAGCAACAAGAAGACAGGCGCUCCACAAGAGCUCCCACAAGGGCGGUACUCACAGAGACAUCAACAAGAAGAGAGGCGCUCAACAAGAGCUCUCACAAGGGAGGUACUCACAGAGACAUCAACAAGAGAGGCGCUCAACAAGAGCUCCCACAAGGGCGGUACUCACAGAGACAUCAACAAGAAGAGAGGCGCUCAACAAGAGCUCCCACAAGGGCGGUACUCACAGAGACAUCAACAAGAAGAGAGGCGCUCAACAAGAGCUCCCACAAGGGCGGUACUCACAGAGACAUCAACAAGAGAGGCGCUCAACAAGAGCAUGUACCAGAGUGGUCAAACAACAAGGAGAGAGACAAAAGAUAA